This is a messenger RNA of Trematomus bernacchii (emerald rockcod), 2817 nucleotides long. Its product is annotated as protein asteroid homolog 1-like. The transcript has 6 exons. The coding region runs from base 256 to 2151 and encodes 631 amino acids. The record is from RefSeq and is a predicted model, not a curated record. Gene Ontology annotation, molecular function: nuclease activity. NCBI's taxonomy places the organism in Eukaryota, Metazoa, Chordata, Actinopteri, Perciformes, Nototheniidae.
UUACAAAAUAAUGACUUAAUAUUACAAAUAAUGACUUAAUAUUACAAAAUAAUGACUUAAUAUCUCAAGAAUGACUUAUUUUCUCAAAAUAAAGACUAAAUAUUUUUUAAAUAAUGGCUUAACACGGUGGAGAGAAGGCAGAGACUGGGAGCUGCUGUGAUGUGAGGAAAGUGAAACUUAAGGGAGGGAGGAGGUGCAGCAGCUCCUAUAAGAGCGGAUCCCCCCCACCGGCUCCUCAGAAACUCUCUGCCCAGGAUGGGAGUCCAAGGCCUGACCACUCUGCUGGAGAAACACCGGAGCAUCUACCAGGAUCUCCACCUCUUUCAGUGCCGGCUGCUGAUCGACGGCAGCAACCUCUACCACUGGCUGUACUUCAAAUCAGGUCUGGACCAGAAUCACGGCGGGGAGUAUGCUGCGUUCGCGGCCCUUAUUGAGAGGUUUGUUAAAGUGCUCAGAGACUGUCAGAUCACGCCCUACAUAGUGCUGGACGGAGGAUCGGACAUCUCAGAAAAGAAGAAUGAAACCGUGAAGAACAGAGCAAUGGGUCAUAUCAAACGGGCGAAUCAAGCGGCACAGGGCGGCCAGCGCGAGGACAUCCUGCCGACGCUGGUGAAGCUGGUGCUCCGACAGACGCUGAGGCGGCUGGACGUCCAGGUGGCUCAGUGCUAUGGAGAGACUGACCUGGAGAUCGCCGCCCUGGCCCGGGAGUGGCAGUGCCCGGUGCUUUCCGGAGACAGCGACUUCUACAUCUACGACCUUCCGGAGGGGCUACUGCCCCUCUCAGACUUCCAGUGGGAGGCGGUCGAGCGGAGGGGCUCCAACAGCUACAUCCCCUGUAAGAGCUACUACACCCCCAGCUUCUGCAUCUACUUUGAAAUCCAGCGCCAGCUCCUGCCCGCCUUUGCCGCCCUGGCUGGGAACGACUACGUGAAGCCACACCGGCUGCAGGCGGGCGUCAGCUGGAAUCAGUUCGCCCCGGCAGGCGGCGGGAACACGGGCCACAUGGAGGGGCUGCUGUGCUGGCUGCAGAACUUCCAGAAGCCUCAGGAGGCCUUCGAGGCGGCGCUGGGGCUGAUGGGAGAACUGAGCGCCAACAAAAAGGCAGAGGUGAUGAAGGGCUUGAAUCUGGGGAUGGAGGAGUACCAACUUCCUCCCAGCGCCCUCAAGAAGUUCUUCACCCAUGGGAUAGCACCUCCAUUCUCCACAGAAGUGGCUGGUGUCCCGGACUGGUUCCGGCUGCCUCUGAUUCAGGCUAGGCUGCCGCCGGUCAUCCUGGACGUGCUGCUGCUGCAGAGGAUGAGCUUCAGCGUCUUCGUGGAUCUCGACGCCGCACCAAGCGCUCACCUUACCGCCAGGCCGCUGCGGCAGGUGAUGUACGGGCUGCUGCUGGGCGAGGGCAGGGAGGUGAUGGAGCGAGAUAGGGAGGGGCUGCAGCUGAGGCUCAUCCCCGUGAAGACCGCCUCCACAGCAAGCUCUCUGCAGCUCUCACUGCAAACACUGGAUAAGGCGGACGCCUCUCUACGUCUGAAGGUUCUCCUUGAGGCCCUGGGGGUCCCUGAGGCCUCCUUGGCCCCCGUGCUUCCCGCCCUGCGCCUUCCUGUGUGCGUCACCUGCUUCUGGCUGCAGAGAGCCCAGCCUCCUGCAGACGAGGAGGUGCUGAAGGCUCUGCUGCUCGGGCUGAGCUCCGGAGACGCCUUCAGGGGAGCCCUGCCCCCCCCCAGACAGAAGCUGGACAUGCAGGUGUCUCACUCUCUGAACCAGUGGCAGUCCUGCCUGAAGUCCAGCCUGCAGCUCAACCAGCUGCUGGGCCUACCGCUACCUGAGCCCUCCCUCUCCAGGUUGUUUGAGGGGACAUUGGUUCACCAGCUGGUGCACAGGAUGAGGUACGGGGGAAAGAAGAGGCCUUUCCUGAAGGAGGACCCCUCCAGUGUGAGGCUGUUCCACACCAUUCAGGCCGUGCUGCACCAGAUCCCCCCUCAGGAGGAGGAGGAGGAGGAGGAGGCCAGCAGCUCGGGGUGGGUGCAGGAGGAUCUGCGCCUCAGCGAGAUGCCGUCAGUGAAAACUCGUUUCAGAGCGAAACACAGGAAGAACCGGAGCAAGAACCCGGAGCUGGCCCGCAAAGUGGAGCGCCGCGGCCGGGACCUGCUCUGAGCUCAAGGGAGGAAAACAAGCCGGGUUCAUCAGAAUCUCGUUAACGUCCCUCACAUCAGUCUGAUACAUAAUAUUUACGUUACUCUGAAACAAGAAGCACUUCCUUUUUUAAAUCUGCACACAUUUUACACCUUUUUGCACAUUUCUUUCUUCGUCUCUUUAUGCCCUCAAGAUUGUAUAUUUUGAAUUAAGGGCAGUGUUUCCCCUAUAUACAAAUAGCGGCGGCGGUAUUAUUUUACCUGAAUAAAUGUACUCAGGUAUAUCAAAUGUCAGACAAUGAAAACAAAUAGGAAUACAGCCUGUGACUCAGGUGUGUGUGUGUGUGUGUGUGUGAAAAAGUGUUUACCCUAUAUACAAAUAGCGGCGGCACUUUAAAAAAAUUGUUUUUUUAAAAAUAAUAAUUGGAGCCCCUAGCGCUCGUGGCGACUUUGCACGCCACCGAUACGCGGGAAAGCUGUCAAUUUCAGAGCUGAAGGAAAGCUGCCUGACAAGACAGACACCAGCAAGUUGAAGCAGACAGAUAACUUUAUUUAGACACAAUCACCUCAAGAAGAAGAAUUAGGUCAUAAUGACAUAAAUGUAAGGUAUUAUAAUUGAAAAUGUUAUUACAUUUAGAUUAAGUAAAUUAAAGGUGGGGUAGGUAAUUUUGGACACACACGAACGCGC